Messenger RNA from Hemisphaericaspora subhashii, 471 nucleotides. RefSeq lists its product as uncharacterized. The record is from RefSeq and is a predicted model, not a curated record. The coding region runs from base 1 to 471 and encodes 156 amino acids. The transcript has 2 exons. Lineage: Eukaryota; Fungi; Ascomycota; Pichiomycetes; Serinales; Debaryomycetaceae.
AUGUUCCGGAUGUUCUGUGAUGACUAUGACUUCAAUCAUCAAAAAACUAUGGUCCCAACUGAUGUUUCAGCCAUGUUCAUUAAUCAACCACCAUCAAACAGAUCUGCAGGACCAAACGAUCAAACUUGGAGAUUCAAUAUUGCAACUCAGUUCCUAAAACCAGUAAAACGAUUUGUUACAAGUAGUGGAUAUCAACCAUAUGUCAGACCUCAAAACAAUCCAACUAGAAGGACUCAACCACCAAGAACAACACAAGUAAACAAUGUCACUAAUGUUCCUACUACUGAAACAACUGAAGAAGCAGCUACUACUCAAUCUGAACCAAAUGCAACACAAAAUGAAUCAUUGGAUCCAUAUGAUUAUAUCAUGCUCCCAUCUCCUGGGUCAAGAAAUCUAGCUACUUGUUCGACCACGUGUUAUACAGCUCCGACGAAAAUGUCUGUUAUGAGGAGCUUUGAAUACCAUUUUUGA